AUGUCGGCUUCCGAUCCCACCUCUCUAGCAACGCCGCCAUCGUGUGUAGCGGAUUUCUGUCUCAUCCCGCUAGGCACACCCACGGCAUCCGUAUCGAAGGAAGUGGCCGAGGUGCAGCGACUUCUGAAGAAGUCCGGGUUGCAUUAUUCCAUGCAUUCGGCAGGCACGACGGUCGAAGGAUCAUGGGAUAAAGUCAUGAAGGUCAUUGGACAGGCACAUGCCAUGCUGCACGCGAACGGCGUGGUGAGGAUCCAGAGCGAUAUCCGGGUAGGCACGAGGGUGGACAAGAAGCAGUCGUUCACAGACAAGGUCGCUGCAGUUGAGGCCAUCUUGGGACGGGAUGAGCAACAAGCAAGCCCAGCAUCGUGA
This is a messenger RNA of Coniosporium apollinis CBS 100218, 369 nucleotides long. RefSeq lists its product as uncharacterized. Gene Ontology annotation, cellular component: cytosol. NCBI's taxonomy places the organism in Eukaryota, Fungi, Ascomycota, Dothideomycetes. The transcript is spliced from 2 exons. The coding region runs from base 1 to 369 and encodes 122 amino acids. The record is from RefSeq and is a predicted model, not a curated record.